AUGGUAGAAGACAGUCGUUUUUCAAAAGCCCGUCUUCAACAAAAUUCACUUGACAAUGACAGUGACGACAGUGAUGAGGAUAGCGAUGCUAGUGAUGAUGACAAAUCUGUUGCUGAAAAAGAACAAGAACAAGAAGAAAAAGCCGGAGAGAAAAGUGAUACCAAUUCCGAUCAUUCUGAUGAGGAAGUUGAGAACGAUGUAGAACAAACAACAGAUACCCAAAAUGCAGCAGUUACAGAUAGUGAGGAAGAAGACGAAAUGGAGGAACAUGAAGGUUAUGAUGCACCAGAAGAUUUGACUGAAUUUGGUGUGCACGGCAAUGAUGAAGCAUCAAAAAAGAGCAAUAAAAGAAAUAAAACUUCAAAGAAAAAGAUGAAAGCUUUGACACCUGAAGAACUUGAGAAAUUUGAAAAAGCCAGGAAAAGAACUGGUGUUUGCUAUCUCUCGAGAAUUCCACCCUUCAUGCCUCCCCAUCGUGUUCGACAAUUAUUAGAAAAAUACGCUGAAAUUGGUCGUAUCUAUUUGGUACCUGAAGAUGCCAAGACAACAGCACGUCGAAAGAAAUAUACAAAGAAUAGAAGAACAAAUUUUGUGGAAGGAUGGGUUGAAUUCAAGGACAAGAAAAAGGCAAAGGCUUUAGCAGAGUAUCUAAACAUGAGACAAAUAGGUGGUAAACGCAAAAAUCAAUAUUAUCAUGAAAUGUGGAAUAUCAAGUAUCUACCGAAAUUUAAAUGGCACCACUUAACAGAGCAAAUGGCGCAUGAAAAACAAGCUCGUCAACAACGUCUUCGUAAUGAAAUUGCACAAGCCAACCGUGAAAAUAAGACAUAUAUUGAAAAUGUUCAACGCGCAAAGAUGUUGCAAAGUAUGGAAGCAAAGAAACGUAAGCGGGAAGGAAAUGAAGGCGAUGAUAAUCAACCCACUGAGAUCAAGGUUAAACGAACAUUUGCUCAAAGAGGAAAAGUUGAGCGUGAAGUGGAUCCUUCUUCCUCUGUUUCUGGUAAACAGGCCAUGGAUAAGCUGGACAAUGGUUUAAAGAAUGUUUUGAGUAAUGUCUUUGGAAAGCAUUAA
This is a messenger RNA of Mycotypha africana, 1071 nucleotides long. RefSeq lists its product as uncharacterized. The transcript is spliced from 3 exons. The record is from RefSeq and is a predicted model, not a curated record. The coding region runs from base 1 to 1071 and encodes 356 amino acids. NCBI's taxonomy places the organism in Eukaryota, Fungi, Mucoromycota, Mucoromycetes, Mucorales, Mycotyphaceae. Gene Ontology annotation, biological process: small-subunit processome assembly; endonucleolytic cleavage in 5'-ETS of tricistronic rRNA transcript (SSU-rRNA, 5.8S rRNA, LSU-rRNA); endonucleolytic cleavage to generate mature 5'-end of SSU-rRNA from (SSU-rRNA, 5.8S rRNA, LSU-rRNA). Gene Ontology annotation, cellular component: nucleolus. Gene Ontology annotation, molecular function: RNA binding.